This is a messenger RNA of Alnus glutinosa, 1613 nucleotides long. RefSeq names its product putative transferase At1g60990, chloroplastic. Gene Ontology annotation, biological process: glycine decarboxylation via glycine cleavage system. The transcript has 13 exons. Gene Ontology annotation, molecular function: aminomethyltransferase activity; protein binding. Bases 103 to 1374 code for a protein of 423 amino acids. Lineage: Eukaryota; Viridiplantae; Streptophyta; Magnoliopsida; Fagales; Betulaceae. The record is from RefSeq and is a predicted model, not a curated record. Gene Ontology annotation, cellular component: mitochondrion.
UAUGAUUAUUUUUCUUGGAGGACAAAACAAUUGAAGAAAUAUUUCUUGGAAAAGAUCCCCAAUCCCAGUUGUUUGCAGACGGCUCCGUUGAACAAUCCAAGGAUGGCAACAGCGGCAGCUCAGCGUCUCCCAUCAAUUACUAUCACUCAACGGCGCCCCUUGCCGUCGUUCAGGUCUCAGCAGCUCCACCGAGACGGUGCGUUGUCUUGGAAGAAGAAGGUGACGUGGGCGAAGAAACUGAGUCUCUCAUCCACAAGCCGUACUACUCACUUUGCCGCCUUACCCUUCGACCUCUCACCACCUCCCAUCGAUCACGACCUCCUCGAGACUGCGACAAUUGCAGGUGCAAAGGUUUCUGAUGAUGGCGUUAUUGAAACAUUUAACAAUGAUGAUGAAGCUUUAGAUGCCGUUGAUAAUGGGGUUGUGGUUGUGGACCUUUCACAUUUUGGCCGGAUAAGAGUCAGUGGAGAAGACCGUAUCCAGUUUCUUCACAACCAAAGCACAGCAAAUUUUGAAUGUCUUCGUGAAGGACAGGGAUGUGACACUGUUUUUGUUACACCAACAGCUCGGACAAUUGAUAUUGCGUUCGCGUGGAUCAUGAAAAAUGCAGUUAUAUUGUUGGUUUCACCAGUGACCUGUCGAAGCAUAACUGAAAUGCUGAACAAGUACAUAUUUCUUGCUGACAAGGUUGAGAUUCAAGACAUCACCAAGCAAACUUGCAUAUUUGUUUUGGUGGGACCCAGAAGCAAUCAAGUAAUGGAGGACUUGAACCUCGGUGAUCUUGUUGGACAACCAUAUGGCACACAUCGACAUUUCAGUGUCAGUGGGAUGCCUAUUACUGUAGGUGUGGGAAACAUCAUAUCUGAAGAAGGUUUUUCUCUAAUGAUGUCACCAGCUGCUGCUGGAUCAGUCUGGAAAAGUAUUCUUUCUCUGGGCGCUCUCCCAAUGGGUUCUAAUGCAUGGGAAAAAUUAAGGGUUCUUCAAGGGAGGCCAGCUCCUCAAAAAGAACUUACCAAUGAAUUUAAUGUCCUGGAGGCUGGUCUCUGGAAUUCCAUCUCUGUUGACAAGGGUUGUUACAAGGGACAGGAGACUAUAUCUAGACUCAUAACAUAUGAUGGAGUCAAGCAAAGACUCUGGGGAAUUCGUCUAUCAGCACCAACAGAACCUGGCAGCCCCAUUACAAUUGAUGGGAAAAAGGUGGGAAAGGUGACAAGUUAUGCAUCUGGAAGAACGGAAUCGGAGCAUUUUGGAUUAGGGUACAUUAAGAGGCAAGCUGCUUCAGAGGGAGGCACCGUAACUGUUGGAGACAACAUCACAGGGACAGUGGUGGAAGUUCCUUUUCUUGCACGCCAAUGCCCACCAUCACGGAGUUGACGUUCUUGAGGUCCGGUGGCGGUAAUCAUAAGGAUUAAGCUGAACCUCAAAUAUUUAGUCUGUUAUCUUUUCUCAUAUUUUUCACCACUUUUCCAUUAUAAUAUUAACCCUCCACAACCGUUUUUCCUUUUUCUUUGUUCUUUUAAUAAGUACAUUGGUUCAAAAGUCCAAAGAGAUACUUUGCUCUUCAGACUUAACAGGAUUUAAUUUACAUACUAAUAUUAUGAGCUUGAGCCUCA